Bipolaris victoriae FI3 is the source of this 1062-nucleotide messenger RNA. RefSeq lists its product as hypothetical. Gene Ontology annotation, biological process: epoxide metabolic process. The record is from RefSeq and is a predicted model, not a curated record. The coding region runs from base 1 to 1062 and encodes 353 amino acids. Lineage: Eukaryota; Fungi; Ascomycota; Dothideomycetes; Pleosporales; Pleosporaceae. Gene Ontology annotation, molecular function: epoxide hydrolase activity. The transcript is spliced from 5 exons.
AUGACUGCCCAAGCGUCAAGUGACAACCCUAUGUGCAAAUCUCGGCCUUACAAGAUCAACAUCGACCUCGCUUUUCUUGAGCAGACACGCUCCACGGUCACCAGCUUUCGUUCCACGGCUGAUAUCGCUGCGCCAGCCUGGUUUAUCGAAUAUGACUGGUUGACAGAGCAGAAAAGAUUGAAUGAAGAGUUUAACCAUUACAUAACCACGAUACCACCGCCAGGUGAAGAUUACACCGAAUCUCUAGACAUCCACUUCAUUCACCAGAGGAGCGAAAAAGCAGAUGCUAUCCCUCUUCUGAUGUCACACGGCUUUGGCUUCUCACCCGCUCCUCGAGCGCCUGGGCUAAACGCUACCUUGCACGGUGUGGUAUUUACAAAUCUUAUGGAACAGUUGGGCUAUGAGAAAUUUGCACUCUACAGUACAGACCUUGGAAUUUUCAUUGGUCUCACCAUGGUGAGCAAGUACGAAAACCGUAUUACACACCACUUCUGCGAUAUGCUUUAUGUGAUCCCCAACGAGAACGACCUUGCGCGCUAUAUUAUGAAUCAGACUUUGAAGGAAGAGUCACAAUAUAUCACAUCCAUACAGGCCUUUUUCAAUCAACACUCAGCUUAUUCAAGGAUCCACUCAAGCUUCCCUCUUUCAAUCGCGUACGCGCUCAACGACAGCCCCGUCGGCUUUCUAGCCUGGAUGUACCAACCGCUCUACACUGUCAGUGAUAUCGCGUAUACGAAGGAAGACAUCAUCAAACAAGCCUUCCUGCUCUACAUUCCUGGUGUUUACGGCAAUAUAAGGGGUUACAAGGAGCUAUUUGACACGUCCAUACUUGCACCUGCGAAAACCUCAUCGGUGCCGACCAGCGCACUGCAGUCCAAAAUUCGGGACAAUCCGAUAUUUGCCUACCCGGAGAUAGCCUACUUCAAUUUUGCACCCCUAACUUGGCUACAAAGAUUCCACAAUGUCACAAAUCUAGCACAUUACAACGAAGGAGGGCAUUUCCCUGCGGAGAGCGUACCACAUCUUGUGGUCAAGGAGAUUAGGGCGGUAUAUGCCUCUUAG